UCGUUUUCAUGAUUUUAACAGCUGUGUUUUUAGCUGGGCUGGAUCUUUCCUUCGAAAAAUCACCACCGGGGAUUAUUCUUAAUAAUAACCGCCCCGCAUCUAAUACUGCUAAUGGCAACACUAAGAAAGACGGUAAUCAGAUUUACAUGUCUCGACUUAAGAGAAAAAAUCUGGCUGUGGAUUUUGCCAUCCCAGCUCUAUUCCGAACCUACUUGUCAGAGCUGAUGAAGCGCCCACUGAUCAGCGAUUGUCAGAAUUAUAAUUCGUGCUAUGUGGUGCAAUCCAUCUUGAGAAUGCGCUGCCAGCCUCUGCAAAGGACCGUCUCUACUUUCCUGGAGACGAAAUCCAGAGCGCCAAAAAGUCUUGAGACAGGCAACUCCAGCGGCGCUGGACAGCUCCCUUAUAAUAAACGCAAGCGACCGCUGUCCAAGGUUCUGAAUUUAGGUUUGAGCAAAGCAAGCAGAAAAUCUAGCCAGGUUGUGAUUGAGAUUGGGGACACAGCCGUCCAUACCGGCUGUGGUAGCUUGACAGCUGAAGAGGAUGCUGCCGUAGUUUUCUUGGAAAUGGACCUUUCUCGUGUGGUGGACUGGUGGUUGUGUGACAAGGGGGGCCGACUGAGGGUCCGGCUUAUGCCCGAAAGAAGAGCACAAAUCCAGGAGAGGGAGGAGAGGUUUUCUGCAGCAAUCAGGGCAGCAGAUCCCCGUCUUUUUCUUCAAAUCACUUCCCGAGGGGGCAACCAGACAGUGGAAGAUGCGUUGCCUACUCUUCCCAACUACUGGAACUUCACCUGGACGCUUCAGGAUGAUUCGCAACUUCCUGCAGAGAGAGUGCAAACUGAGAUCAGUUGUGAUUUUGAAGCCCCCUGUGAUUUGGAAUAUGCCUCAACUGCAGAUGAAUCCAACUGGAGGGUGACGUCAGCCAAGGACCUCUCCAAGGAGGGAAAUUCCAGAGCUCCCAAAGAGGAUUUCUCAGAGAAAUGGGUGGAAGGUCACUUCCUGUUUCUGAACAGCUCAGGGGGAGCCAGCUCCGCGGUGUUGAGUCCUUGGCUGAGGAGCAGCAGUGAGCUGUGUGCGUUUGAUGCGUCCGUUUACCUACACAGUGGGCAGACAGGGAGGUACACAGUAUCGGUCAUCGAGGGCGACAAACAGCCACGAGAGAUCCUGUCCACAGAGAGAGACACUGCCACAGGCUGGGCGCUGCUGAGGGUGAUGCUGGGGCGCCCCGAUACCUCCUUUCGGAUAUCCGUGGAGUACAGUGGACAAGGCACACAGGACACCGCAGCACUGGAUUCCAUCUACACGUCCAACUGCACUACAGGGUCUCCUCCGGGCUUGCAGAUAACACUACAGGGGAAGUACACCUGCAUGAAUGGGACGGCAAUCAGACUGGGCCGCGUAUGCGACUUUCAGAGAGACUGCGCGGUGGGAGAAGAUGAGGGGCUGAUGUGUCGUGACUUCCUCCUUGGUAGCUACUGCUCCUUUGAAGAGGGGGGUUGUGGGUGGCAGACUUUGACAUCAGCCUCUAAUGGAACGGCCUGGGGGGUCCAAGAGGGACAACAAGAAGACCGCCAAGAGAGAAAGGGCAGCUGUCCAUUCACAGGCAGAGCAUUGGUUCUGGACAGUAGUGAGUUUGUGAGCGAUGAGCCCAGCGUGUUGAGGAGCCCCUUGUUCCCACCCCCACUAAAAAACUCUCCCUGUCAGGUUUGGUUCUCUGUGUGUGCUGAAGGCUCCCUACAGGGGGCACUGUCUCUUUGGCUGGUGGAGAACAGCACCAGGGAAGAGGAGAGUCGCAGACUUUGGGGGUUUGAGAACAGCAGUGGGGCAGAGGGCUGGAGCAAACUGGCCAUUCCUGUACAUGGUGUCUCUGACAGGUUUUGGCUGCAGUUCACGGGAAGUGGAGAACCUGGGUCCUUUAUUGCUAUUGAUAACCUCUCACUCAGCUUAGACUGCUUCCUGGCAUCCAAUGGAGACCUCCCACCCAAGAUCACACCGCUCAGUACCAGCAUGAAGAACUUGGAAUCCACCAAUCAGACCAGCACAACAGCUGCCCCAGCCAAUGAGCACUCAGAAGGAGAAGGGCUAGAUGUCACAGAGUUCCCAGAUUUUCAACAUGAAGAUCUCACCCUGGGAAAGCGAGACCUUCUGGUGGACAUGUUCUCACACUCUUUUCAUCAUAACGAAACAGAAACAGAUACAUCCUGGAGCUUUGGCACGUGUGGAGCGACUGGGCCAGUGGGCCCUACUCCAACGCAGUGCAGCAACUUGUACCGGGGCACACGCAUGAACGUGUCUGUGGGCACAGAAGGGUCACUGCGGGGCGUGCAGAUGUGGAGAGUACCCGCCACCGAUACCUACAAGAUCAUGAGCUAUGGUGCUGCUGGAGGCAGGAGUGUGCUGAUCCCUGAUCGAUCGUUCGGCUUCUGUCUGGGGGCCCAUUUCUUCCUGCAGAAGGACGAGCUGCUCUACAUCCUGGUGGGGCAGCAAGGAGAAGACGCCUGCCCAAACUCGGACCCUGUUAUCAACAGAGUGUGUCUGGGAGAGACGAGCGUGAUUGACAACAAGACCCAAUCAAAGAAGACGGUGGAGGAGUGGGCGGGAGGAGGAGGAGGAGGGGGUGGGGCUACCUUCAUAUUCAAGAUGAAGGACGGGGUACCAGUGCCUCUCCUCAUCGCAGGUGGAGGGGGUGGCAGAGGCUACAGUGGCAAGGACGAGUAUCCCAUGGAGAGUCUGGAGAAUGACACUGCUGUCCAAGGGGUCAAUGGCGAAUCUGGGGCAGCAGGCGGCGGUGGCGGCUGGGAUGACAAGAUUCCGGUGUCCUCAGGGGGGCUGCCCAUGCUGAGGGGGGCUCUGGGGGGGCAGUCCUGUCCGCAGGCCCUCCGGAAGUGGCAGCUGAGAGGUGGCUUUGGAGGGGGGGGAGGGGGCUGCUCUUCUGGUGGGGGAGGAGGUGGCUACAUCGGUGGUAGCACAGCUCAGGACGAUGACCCUGAUCGGGAUGGAGAAGAUGGUGUUUCCUUUAUCAGCCCUGAGGGUGAUUUGUACUUACCACCGUUAAAAGUGAUGGAGAGCCAUGGCGAGGUGGGAAUCGAGCUGGCUCUGGACUGCAGUCACUGCCAGACGAGGGAGUGCCACCUGAGAGGAGAGCCGGCAGAGCUGCAGUGUUACUGUGAUGACGGAUUCACGCUGGCACCGGACCAGGUCUCCUGCAUUGACAAUGACGACAUCAAAGACACUGUAAACCAGGAGAUGUCUCGGCUGCCCAUGCCCCUGGUCUUGUCAGUGGUGAUGUCAGCGGUCAUCGCAGCUCUGCUACUCACCAUUUCCGGCAUUAUGUUUGUGUACCGGCGGAAACACCCCGAGCUGCAGUCCAUUCAGCUGGAGCUGCAGAGCCCUGAGUGCAAGCUGAGCAAGCUCCGCACCUCCACCAUCAUGACAGACUACAACCCCAACUACUGCUUCGCCGGCAAGACCACCUCCGUCAACGACCUGAAAGAGGUGCCACGCAGGAACAUCUCGCUCAUGAGGGGGCUUGGCCAUGGAGCCUUCGGAGAGGUGUAUGAGGGUCAGGUGUUUGGGAUCCCUGGAGAGCCCAGCCCAAUGCAGGUUGCUGUUAAGACUCUGCCAGAGGUCUGCUCCGAGCAGGAUGAGCUGGACUUUCUGAUGGAGGCCCUCAUUAUCAGUAAGUUCAGCCACCAGAAUAUCGUGCGCUGCAUCGGGGUGAGCCUGCAGGCCCUCCCGCGCUUCAUCCUGCUCGAGCUCAUGGCUGGUGGGGACCUGAAGUCCUUCCUGCGGAAGACGCGUCCACGGCUGAGUCAGCCCUCCAGCCUGUCAAUGGUAGACCUACUCAGCGUGGCCCGAGACAUCGCACAGGGCUGCCAGUACCUGGAGGAAAAUCACUUCAUCCACAGAGACAUAGCUGCCAGAAACUGUCUACUUACCUGCAAGGGUGCUGGAAGAGUUGCUAAAAUUGGGGAUUUUGGGAUGGCCAGGGAUAUCUACAGGUCCUGUUACUACAGAAAAGGGGGUUGUGCCAUGCUGCCAGUAAAGUGGAUGCCCCCUGAGGCUUUCAUGGAGGGCAUUUUCACAUCCAAAACAGACACCUGGUCAUUUGGGGUGCUGCUCUGGGAGAUCUUCUCUUUGGGGUACAUGCCCUACCCCAGCCGCAGCAAUCAGGAGGUGCUGGAGUUUGUGACCAGCGGGGGCAGGAUGGACCCUCCCAAGAACUGUCCCGGGCCUGUGUACAGGAUAAUGACGCAGACCUGGCAGCACCAACCUGAGGAUAGACCCAACUUCUCCACCAUCCUGGAGCGAGUCGACUACUGUCUGCAGGACCCAGACGUUGUGAAUACGCCACUCCCUGUGGAGUAUGGCCCCGCCCCUGAGGAAGAGGAGGCGGUGCCCAUGAGGCCCAAGGACCCCAGCAGCACCCCCCUUCUCCUGGUGUCCCCAUUGCCGGAGGAAGACAAGCUGAACGCUUCCAACCUGCAGCCCACCCCUCCUCCCCCUCCCGUCCCUCCUGCCCGGCCUUCUAUCCUCUCCGUGCCCCAGAACAGCCCUGGCCACCCCCCUUGUCUACGGCCAGCCCUGCAGCAGAGCUCCGGAGGAGCCCCCCUGGAGGAGGCCAGUGGGGGCCACGUCAACCUGGCCUUCUCCCAGAAACAGCCCCCAGAGCUGGACUGCAGGAACGGCAAGCCCACCAACCUCUGGAACCCUACCUACGGGUCCUGGUAUCUGGACAAGCAGCGAGCGCAGACGAAGGGGGAAGGAGGUGAGCGGAGGACUGCUGGCGAUACCGCGGCACAAGCUGCUCCCCAACCUCCACCAGCCGUGCUCCUGGAACCCUCCACCCUCUUGCAGGGAACCCCCGCUGUCCCCCUGUUCAAACUGCGACGCUUCCCCUGCGGGACCAUCAGCUACAGAUACCAGGAGCAGGGUUUGCCCCUGGAUCCUCUGCCACCACCUCUGCAAAAAACUGGUCCCGCCAGGACAGGCAGUGCAGGGAAGGGCCGCCCUUUGCUUGUUUCCAAGGUGACUGCCAUUCAGCAGGACCCACCUCGGCAGGACCCCUCUCGGCAAAGCAUCCCUACCUGGGACCCCAGCCUUCCCUUGACGGAGGAUGUCAGUGCCACGGUACUCUAGUGUGACCCCUGAAGUUAUUCUCUUCCUGAAAUGACUGCAACUUUUGCUGGUUCCCGAUGUUGCCAGGCAGCAAGCCACAGUGUGUCAGAUGUAUUUAACUGCUAUUCAGAUUCUUAAUGGCUCUUGGUGGUUUAGCAGGUUUUUUAAGGGUUGUCAUCUCCCUUGUGGACUCAACCCGUGUGGUUUUUUUUUUUUUUUUUAAGGUAAAAAUGUGAGAAAUGUGUUAAAGUCAUGCAGUAGCAUUGUGCGUACCCAAUCUCAAACAAACAGUAAGGCUGUGGUAAUGCUUGGGGGUUCAUCAGAGACUCAGAUCAGGUUAAGCCACUAUUUGAGUUGCAAUUGGCUGUAAUCUUUCAUGAUAAAUUCUGGUUUUAAAUAACAGGGUUUUGUAUUUCCCUAUCCAGAGUUUUUGUUGCUUUUCCACCUUGCGCAGAUGUACUCCGUGUCUAUUCAAAAGACUGAUAAUACUGAAUAGGAAAACCUCUCGUAAAAAGGCUACUCCAAGUUAUUUUGUGUGUUCUCAGUGUUGUGUAAAAGCUGUGUUCAAUUAGGGCUUGAAACCCCCAUAAAAACAGUGAUACAGACACAAUCUAAAGCAUCCAGUAGCCAAAAUAUGAAAUUGAAAAGGGACAGAAUGGUCACUGGAGCCAUUGAACACAGAUGCCUGCUCAUUGUGUGUGGGUAUAAAGUUAGAGGCAGGAUCAAAUCCUAGAUUCAAUGGUGUGUUACAUGGCUCAUACCCCUUGUGUAUGUUGUAUGUGAUUCUGUAUUUUUUACCUUAUUAUUCAUAGCUAUAACAGGUCCUUUUCUGGGGUCUGUCUGGCUGACUGCAGAGUUCCUCUAAUGAGGCAAAAGCACACAAGUUCUUUUGAAGGGCUGCAUUGCAAAAAUACCCCUUCUGCAUUAAUUCUAAUUCCUGGACAAACUGAAUGACUCCAUGCAUUCAAUUUAUAAUAACUGUGUGGAAGACUAACUGUGUGGUACAUCUUUUUAUUUAUUAUUCUUCCACUGUGGCGUACUUCCAACUUUAAAUUACAGACUGCUCAUUUAUUUUUUCUAAAUGACUUUAGCACUUACAUGUUUGUUUGGUUGUAGUUUGUUCUGCUCUUGCGUAUUGUGCCAUGUACUCAGAUGAGGUCUUAAUGUAUUGCCUUUUUAAUUUAGGUAAAGAUGGAGGAUUUGAACUCGAUUCUCAAAGCUAUUUACUCCAAAUUUGUCAUUAGCACAACUUAUUCUGUACAAACAAACACCAAUUAUAAUAUUACUUACAAUAACCAGCAUUAACGGUCUGAGUUUAUUUCUAGUUUGUUACCUGUCAUGGAGUUCAAAAGCUACAGUAAUUAUAACAAUAAUAAUAAUUAUCCGAUGAGUUACUCUGAAACACUAAUUUAUUAAUGUAGCUUACCUAUCUUAUGCAGAAGAGCCAACCCUUUUUGCAGUUUACAGACUCCCAAAAUCCAUAGCUUUCCAAUAUUUUAUCUGGUAUUUUAGUUCCCCUUUGAUUUUGCAAUAUGGCACAAAACACAUAACUUACCAGAAGCGGGAGACUGAGGGACAAAGUGCAGCAAGAGAAUGGGAGAAAACAAAAUAUUAAAAAACAGUUUACUGGAAGAUAUAUACAGUUCCUGAGGAACAACACUACCCUAGCUUUUUGGAGAACACAGUUUGAAGCACACAUGACACACCCUCUUAAUUGUUUGGGAAAACAAAGGGUCACACACACAUCAUCACACAAUGUCCAACGUGAUGUCAUCUUGAACAAACCCAGUAUUACAGCAUGUGUGCUGUACUGAACUUUACAGUGCAAAAACCCGUCACAAAUGCACGCCCUCAAUAUUUCCGUUUUUUAUUUGCUAGUCGGAUAGCAAAAGAACAAGGAAAUCUAGACCAAAAGUCCCAUUUGCACAACUCUGCUCAGAUUCUCUUUGUGUAUUUUAUUUUAUUGUAAAGUACCUUGGGCUGCUUGGUCAAUAAGCUGAGCUGUAGCAUUCUAAAUGGUUUUAACUUCACUUUGAAAGAGUCUGCAUUGAAUAUGUACUGUAUAGAACACAGAGGUUUAAAAACCACUCCACCUAUAACAUUAUACACAGCUUUUUAUUCCUGAUGAAAUGUCUAAUUUCCAAAAGGGUUUGUUUAAAUGUGAAACAUCUAAAAAAAGCAACUGGGUAUCAAAUACUAAGCCCGUCUUUUAUUAAUUCAGGUAUUUAUUGAUGUGCUUUAAAGGGUUUAUUAGAAUCCCAUGUACAGCACUUACAUGUACAUUUUUGGUUAAAAUGUAUAUUACAAAAAUGUUCUUGAUGUUCGUGUUCAGUGUUUUUUGUUGGCCAAAUUUGUGAAUUUGUCUUUCAAAUCGAUAUACACUGAUGGCCAUUUAAACUGCAAUUGUUGGUAUGAAGGCAGCGGCCUCAGCAAUGUCACGCUCCUGGCUGGGUCACAGCACUGGUACAAGCAAGUGUGCUGUGAAAUGAACAGGAAUGGAAGACAUGUUUAAACUGUGUGUCACUGCGGUUUACAGAAGGAUACCCAGGCUAGCAUGUAAUAUAGCAGCACUACAGCGAUGCAUGAUGCACUGCCUGGGUUAUUCAACAGUAAUAUUUAUAUUGUGUACAUAGCAAAAUGUCCAUUCAUAUUUAUGUCAUACCAAUGUUUUUUUUUUUGUUGUUUUUGUUUGUUUCAUGUACUAAAUGACAACAUAUAUAAAUGUAAAUAUCUAUACAAUUAAAUUAACUGAACAAAACAGGUUUAUCUUCUUUCACAUUGGUACAAAAUGGAAAUUCAAAGGGCACUAACAGGUGGCACGGUAGGCAGUCUCUCAGAAAGGUAAUGGUUGG
Molecule: messenger RNA, 7966 nt
Organism: Acipenser ruthenus (sterlet)
Lineage: Eukaryota; Metazoa; Chordata; Actinopteri; Acipenseriformes; Acipenseridae
Product: ALK tyrosine kinase receptor-like
Exons: 30
Coding region: 9-5135 (1708 amino acids)
Biological process (GO): protein phosphorylation; multicellular organism development; cell surface receptor protein tyrosine kinase signaling pathway
Cellular component (GO): membrane; signaling receptor complex
Molecular function (GO): ATP binding; protein binding; transmembrane receptor protein tyrosine kinase activity
Source: RefSeq, a predicted model, not a curated record